AUGCUCAAUGUUGGGAAAACCGCGAACGAUCGACAGAACGUAUUCUCACAGCGAAAAUGUACGCAGGACAUUCCCAUAAAUCUGGCCCCACCCAACCCAACUACUCAUUUUGGAAUGCAGACAAGGUGUGUGGAUGGAAGGGGUCCUUACAUUACGCCGAUUACCCGCCAGAUAAUCCUGCCUCGGCCCAAACGCCCUGAGGGGCUUUUUUGUUUUUUUAUUAUGAGAUUGCACUCUCUUCUUCCGCCAUGAAUGUACAAUUACAUUUACAAUUCGGGUGGAACAUCCAGACCAUCCUUGACGUCCCACUGCCUGAUCUGUGACGUUUGACGAGCAUGACCUGAGGGGAUUAGGGCGGCAUUACUUUCGAGAAACUAUUUUACACUCGGGGAAUUUAUUUUUGCUCGGACUAACUUUAAUUAGCGGCGGUCUUUAGAAGUUGGCCUAUUUGUUUUCCUCACCUCCGAAUAUGCGAGGAUGAAGCGAGGAAUGGAAAUGGGGAGCCCAGGCUAAAUGACGAUUAUUUUGUUGGUAUCUACUAUUGUGAGAUGGGGUAUUCCUGUCUCGAUUCUUAUCUCUUAAAGCAUUGUUUCGUAUUUUAGCUGGCUUCUCAAACUAUAACGUGUCCCCCAAGUACUUUCGCCUAGUGCGGGUCGUGUCGUCGUGUUUUAACGUACCAUUUGCAGUCAAGUUGUGUAAUUUCAGAAUAGGAUUCCGUAAAGGGAAUCAGGAUGACCUGAGGGCCUGUAUUGUCGCUGUGGAGUUGACGGUCGGGUCCGUCCUCUGGAGGCUCGCCUAUGACACACCGACCUCCCCCAGCACUGCCCCAGCUAACGGACCUCAUCGUAUAUGA
Molecule: messenger RNA, 853 nt
Organism: Bursaphelenchus xylophilus (pine wood nematode)
Lineage: Eukaryota; Metazoa; Nematoda; Chromadorea; Rhabditida; Aphelenchoididae
Source: the annotation of a GenBank genome assembly